Andrographis paniculata is the source of this 1868-nucleotide messenger RNA. Its product is annotated as transcription repressor KAN1-like. Gene Ontology annotation, molecular function: transcription cis-regulatory region binding. The record is from RefSeq and is a predicted model, not a curated record. Gene Ontology annotation, cellular component: nucleus. The transcript is spliced from 6 exons. The coding region runs from base 561 to 1685 and encodes 374 amino acids. Lineage: Eukaryota; Viridiplantae; Streptophyta; Magnoliopsida; Lamiales; Acanthaceae. Gene Ontology annotation, biological process: abaxial cell fate specification; regulation of DNA-templated transcription.
CCAGACAUCCAAAUCCAUCCCCCAGCCCCCCUUUCUAUUCCUCAUCCAUCCUCCUCUUUUUCUAUUCCCUUUGCUUCUGUGCUUCUUCUGCUUCUGCUUCUGCUUCUGCAACUGCAUCCCCUCCCUCUCUCUCUUCCUUCUCUUCGUCUUCAUCAACCAUUUCUUGAUCAUCCAUUUUCCAUUAUUACCCUCUUUUCACCUACCCCUUUGCAGCAGCUUCAAGUUUUGUAAUUGCAGCAACCAACAGUACACAUAACAAGAAGAAGACGACGACGAAGACAUUGGGUUUUUAAUUCCCUUUCUCUAUCUUCUUCUUCUUCUUCUUUCGAUUAAUUCUGGUUUUAUUUCAAAUCCCACUUCCUUUUUUUCAGUGCCCCUUUGGAUUGAUUCUGUCCUCUCCUCUCAUCUCCAAUUAGUGUUCAUCCCUUAUUCACUACCCUUUAUAUACACACACACUAUAUAUAGACUUAACAUAUAUAUAUAUAUAUAGAGAGAGAGAGAGAGAGAGAGAGAGUGAGAGAGAGAUUUGGUAUUGAUUUUGUGUUAUUUGAACCCAAAAAAUGCCCUUGGAAGGGAUUUUCUUGGAGCCCUCCUCAAAUUCAAAUUCAAAUUCAAGGCAAAUUCCUGAUCUUUCUCUCCAUAUUAGUCUCCCCAACUCAUCUCCCUCCUCCAGAAACGACGCCGUUUCCAGCAAGCCCAAGCACUACACCACCUCCUUCACUGAACUCUCCCUAGCUCACCCAUCCAACGGCGAGAUCGCCCUCCACAAUGGACGGCUGAGAUCUCACCCACCGCAGCAGCAACAAAACCCUUAUCCGUACCAGUUCACCAGCAGCCGCGCCGACGACUCUUCCCGGCCGCAGCCGAUCAAGGGCGUCCCGGUGUAUCCCAGCCGUCCGUUCCCCUUCCUCCGGGAGAAAGAUCCGACGGUCGUGGCUAGCCUCCAUCAGACGCCGUACCCUCUCUCCCCCAACUCACCUUACUUGAUGGGCUGCCUGGAUCACCACCUGCCGCUGCUCAGCCCGUGCCAUAGCCCUAGCCCCGCCGCCGCCGUCGCCGCCAGAUUUAGCGGAAUGUCGUACGGAUACGGCCACCAGUACCACCAAUACGCCACCCAUCAUCUUCCCCACGACGGCGCCGGCGGAAUCAUGAGGUCCAGAUUCCUCCCGAAGAUGCCGCCGGCGAAACGGAGCAUGAGAGCUCCCAGAAUGCGGUGGACGAGUACACUCCACGCGCGGUUCGUUCAUGCAGUCGAACUCCUCGGCGGCCAUGAAAGGGCGACACCAAAAUCAGUACUGGAACUGAUGGAUGUCAAAGAUCUCACUCUUGCUCAUGUCAAAAGCCAUCUGCAGAUGUAUCGGACUGUUAAAACCACUGAUAAACCUGCAGCUUCCUCAGACGGAUCUGCUGGGGAAGAUGACUUGUCAACACUAGGCAGCGGCAGCGGAGAUCGGGCCGGGCUACGGCAGUUCAUGGAUCAACGGGCCGGGCCGUCUUCUGAUGGAUCUUUCCAUCAUGAUAAUCAUGAUAAUAUCAACACUACACUGUGGAGCAACUCUUCCAGUAGUCGAGAGGGUUGGUUGGCGAGCAAUGACGGAGAAUCACAUAGCUUCAUUGGUUCAUCGAGCUCGGGCCAUCUAAUGAGGAAAACUCCAUCAAAUGAGCUAUGUAAUGUACAAUUCUGAUCAUUACAGAACCCGUCGAAAAGUCAUGGAUCCGACAAAGGAGUCGAAGAAUCGAAGAAGACCGAUUAGCUAAUAUAUAGAUAUAUAUAUAUAAAAACAGCUCGAAUGGAUCAAGGGUUUUGAAGGCUUAUUUUCCUGGAGUUUUAAUUUACUGUUAUGUGAAGUAAAAAAAUGUGAAAGAUC